AUGGUCAGUGACUAUGGUUUACUCGACAUGUUAUAUGCCUUACAGGCUACUACGCAACUCAUUGAGUCACCCACAGCGGAUACCAUCUUGGAUGCUUUGGAUACCAUGAUGGCGUCAGGGGCAACUCGAGACGAAAGUGAAGCAGUUAAGGAUGCGUGGUUUGAAAGGGAGGCUGUGGCAUAUACCAAUACCAUCAUUGGUGGCAUCGAAAAAAACAAAGUACUGCCCCGUAUGGAACAUGUAGGGUCCAUAUUUCUCCACGCUUUGAAGUUAUAUAUGUGUCUUGGUGUCAUUCCAAUCAAGUACGCCACAGUAGUCAGCCGGAGCAAGAAUAUCAGCGUUGAUGACUACCGCAGUAGCGAAGAAGGUGGAGAGGGGGGCGAUGAUUGUGAGAUAAUGGAGACUAAUGAUGUGGAAGAUUUUAUUGGAAUUUAUAUGACUAGUAUAGAGCAGAAUUUGGCCAGGCAUCAAAUGUUGAGUUUUGACGACGUUUUCCGUAAUCUCUUACUGACCUGGCAUGAAGGUAAAUAUACAGCAACUGAUAUGGAUGGCAACUCUUACAGGCUCCUAACUUUUACGGAGUUUUUCGGGGAUUCGAUGCCCACUCUACCCAUGGCUAUCGUAAGUAGCUUAAUACCCCUAGAGCUACAGUACAUCUAUGCCAUGAAUGAGAGCAAACAUUACACCAUUGACCGUUUGACUCGGACAAACGUUGUAGUAUCCAGCGAGAUCAGUUCAGAGGUCACGUCUAUUCUCAAGGCCCGACAGACCGCCUCUGCCAAUUUGGAGGCAGACGUGGAAGGGGCAGUAAUGCGGGCCACCGCGAAAAUUAAAGAAACUCGUGAUUUGGAAAAGAAAAUGCAAGGUAUCCAGGAUUCACUGGCUACAUACGAGUCUACCAUAGACACGGAUUUCUCGAAACAACACAAGCAAAAGCUCCUACAUUUCGAGUCCUUGAAUAAAGCCAUAGUAGAGCUGCAGAAGCAGAUGGACAUCCCGAUGAACAAUGAGUCGUCCGAGACGACUAACCCCAGUUAUCUUGGUCGCAUCCCCGUGGUUAAUAUGAUGGGUACGAACGAAGGCACAGUGCCUUAUAAUUUAAUCGCGGGGACAGGUUCCAAAGAAGCAGAGCAACAGAAGAAACGGGACUUUAAAUGCCAACAAGAACAGGAACUGGCCAAAAAGGUAGGGGAAUUAACUAAGAUGGUGGCUACGUCCAAGACAAAAGCCGAGCUGCUUACAAUUGAAAACAGCAAAAUGGCUGCUAUAAACUCGCAUCUCAUGUUUGAAGUGAGCACUCUCAAGACGAGCGGCGCCAUUUUUGAGAAGGAAGCCAGAGAUGCGGAAAAGCGCGCCGAGUCGGUGAUGCGAGUUAAUAAGCGACUGAUGGACGUCCUGUCAGAGAUGCGAAAGAUGGUAGAAUCUAUCGGAUCCCAACUCCGCAUGAGCGAAAAAGACCGAUCGCGGCUGCUCCAGCUUUGUGCGCAUGAGGAUAUCGGUGGAACUAUGAAGUCCAACUUUGAUUACACAAAGCAGGCUGCAGAGAUUUUAAUGAAUGCCCUCCAAAAAUCGAUACUGGCGCCUGCUUUCUCCGAUCAUAAGUUUGAAAAGGCCAUGUCUAAAGAGGAAGCAGAGCUUCGGAAACAUGCCAUGGAUAUGGCUGACUUCCAGCCAUUAGCCUACGAAAAAAUGCUCGAUGAAACCAAUGCGCGCCCUGUACAUAUCUUUGGCGGGAUCGAAGACGAAAAUAGACUGCGUAUUGUGAACAAGUGGGUACCGAGCGGAAUGGGCGAUACUCGAGUGUCUGAUAGACUCUCGCGACGCCAUGCUUUAGCUUUGGAGUUACUCAAGUCGGACACGGAAGUUCCGAUUUGUAAAGAUGCACCGGCCACCGCUUUGAACAAACAACCCAUAAUCGAGGCCGACCGGUUAUGUGUCAUCGAUGUAAACCCAAGGUCUAGUGAGGACAUUGACCGAACUCUGCGGGCUUUGAAAGCUAGUAACCUUAUUACGGGCGAAAGUGGUACUUUUUUGGUGGACAAUAUUUUUGCUUACCGGUAUCUGAACAUACAAUUCCAGCAAAAGGGCGAUAUUGACGGUGUUAUCGGCACCCCACUUAGGCAAUUAUGGGAACAGCUGGCUAAACACUUACUGAAAUUAGAUGACGUCACGUAUACGAUAAAUGGUCAGAAAGUGAAUCCUCGCGUGGGCACCCAAACCAUUAAGACAUAUGUCAUGCCCUUUUUUGAUCAGUACCUCGGCAUGCGUGAUCACGCAUACAAGAUACCUAACCUGGUGACCACGUUUGAACGGCAUUACGAAGAAGUAGAAAGUAAGGCGGUGCAGUGUCGAUUCUUAACUGCUAGUAAAUACGAACUCCUUGUUAAAGGGUUCUGUCAGCAUAUCCUAACGGAUAAGUAG
Branchiostoma belcheri (Belcher's lancelet) is the source of this 2421-nucleotide messenger RNA. RefSeq lists its product as uncharacterized. Lineage: Eukaryota; Metazoa; Chordata; Leptocardii; Amphioxiformes; Branchiostomatidae. The record is from RefSeq and is a predicted model, not a curated record. The transcript has a single exon. Bases 1 to 2421 code for a protein of 806 amino acids.